UAUCCUCUUCCGACGGGAAGCCACUGCCGGCGCGCUUGACGCUUCCGCAGGAGAGACCCCCCCCCCCCCCCCCCCGCACCGGGCCUUUUCCUUCUCAUUCCCGGCGUUUCUCGUCGAACAGGGACGCUAAGCCGGAAGAGGAUGGCGGCGGCCGCUCUGAAAAGAUUUUGGUCCCGAAACCGUGAAGACCCCGGGGGCCCAGCGGCCGCGAAGCCCGGCGUGUGGGCGCGGUUGGGCUCCUGGGCCCGCGUACUGCUCCGAGACUACGCGGAGGCCUGCGGCCACGUGCAGCGGCUGCUCUGGCUUCGGGGCCGCGGCCGCCUCCGCCACGUGAGCCUGGGCCUGUGCUCGCUCGUGUACGAGGCGCCCGUCGACGCCCAGGCCAGCCUCUACCAGGCCCGCUGCCGCUACCUGCAGCCCCGCUGGGCCGACUUCCCGGACCGGAUCCUGGACGUGGGCUUCGUGGGCCGCUGGUGGGUGCUGGCCGCCCGCAUGCGCGACUGCGACGUUAACGACGACGAGUUCCUCCACCUGCCGGCCCACCUGCGCGUCGUCGGGCCCCAUCAGCUGCGCUCCGAGACCAACGAGCGGCUCUUCGACGAGAAGUACGAGCCCGUGGUGCUCACCGACGACCAGGUGGACCAGGCGCUGUGGGAGGAGCAGGUCUUGCAGAAGGAGAAGAAGGACCGACUCGCCCUCAGCCAGGCCGACUCCCUGGUGCGGCCCGAGGGGCCCAGAUGAAACCCCGGGCCUGGGUCGGGUCGGGGCUCCGAGCCCCGGCGGCUUGUGUGGCCCGGAGCGCACGGCCGCUGCGAGCGGGGGAAGCAAAUACUGUGCAGAGCGUGCUCUCCCUGCGUUUUCGCCACCUUUCCAGAAGGCCGCUCUCCCUCUCCCCCUCCCCUUGUUCCUUGUUAGCUGAAGCGGUUGCGGAGCCCUCUGGGUCGGGGAGGUGGGGAGGGCCCAGCGGUAAGACGGCGGAGUUGAUCGGCGGAGUUGAUCGCUGCGCUACGAGCGUUCUUCAUGAGCCCUUUGUGUAAAUGAACUUUUCGUGGAGUCUCACAGCCCCUCGCCCGAGGGAUCCUAUUUGUCGAGUGACUCCGGCGCUCUCCUAAAACUAUUCAGAUUUUUACUUUAAGCUUGGCAACGUUCUUUUCCUUGUCCUAAGUGUCUUUAUUUGAAAAUAAAGUUAAAAAAUUACUGGUCUCAGGAAAGUGGGAAAAUACCACAGGCAUCCUGCGCCCCCUGCCCCCAGGGUACCCCAAAUGGUAAUGUUUGACAGGAAGCCACACCCGACCCGGAGACUGCAGUGGGAGGACUGCAGACUUCACAGGACAGCACUUUGCAAAAACCAACACCAAACUUUUUACCACCUAGGACAGUGAUGUCAAAAUGACACAGAAGGGGAAAACAUUAUUUGGAAUUAUCUACGGAAUCAUAGGUUUAUAUUUCAGAAACCCUGAAAACCCAGAAUCCUGUGGAAUGGGAUGUGUUCGUGUACAAAGGUUAGGAUAACCCUCCUUUACAGACACAGGAAUGAGACUACCUCGGUCACCCGCGUGGUUUGUGGCUGCUUGAUAAAACCGUGAGAUGAAACAAC
Herpailurus yagouaroundi (jaguarundi) is the source of this 1597-nucleotide messenger RNA. RefSeq names its product translocase of inner mitochondrial membrane 29 (gene TIMM29). The transcript is spliced from 3 exons. Bases 142 to 741 code for a protein of 199 amino acids. Gene Ontology annotation, biological process: protein insertion into mitochondrial inner membrane. Gene Ontology annotation, cellular component: TIM22 mitochondrial import inner membrane insertion complex. The record is from RefSeq and is a predicted model, not a curated record. NCBI's taxonomy places the organism in Eukaryota, Metazoa, Chordata, Mammalia, Carnivora, Felidae.